Heterobasidion irregulare TC 32-1 is the source of this 1650-nucleotide messenger RNA. Its product is annotated as major facilitator superfamily. The coding region runs from base 1 to 1650 and encodes 549 amino acids. The record is from RefSeq and is a predicted model, not a curated record. NCBI's taxonomy places the organism in Eukaryota, Fungi, Basidiomycota, Agaricomycetes, Russulales, Bondarzewiaceae. Gene Ontology annotation, molecular function: transmembrane transporter activity. Gene Ontology annotation, biological process: transmembrane transport. The transcript is spliced from 10 exons.
AUGGCUACGACUCUCAGCAUAGAUGGCCCGAGUACGAUCUUGCCUACAACUCCCUACACGCCUGUACCAGAGAAUAUCGACGUUCCCGGCCUAAAGACGGCAAAAGCAGCACUGCCGAGUCCUCUAGAGCCCGUGGUAGUUGAUAAGCCCGACAUAGAGCAUGUGCAUGUACAAGACGAUCCCAGGAAAUGGUCCCCAUCACGCAAGGCUGUGAUCCUUUCUAUAAUUGCAGGCGCAUCUUUGAUUCAAGGCUUGGCCACGAAUAUCUAUAAUCCCGGUAUCGAGCUGAUAAAGGCUGAGCUCCAUGCUACGAGUGGACAGAUCUCCCUCAGCCUCGCGUUGUUCAUCCUCAUCCAAGGCACUGUGCCUCUGCUAUGGAGUGUCAUCAGCGAAAUCAAAGGCAGAAAGAUUGUGUAUAUCACGUCGAUUACCAUCGCAGUCGUGGGUUGUAUAGUUGCAGCUUUAGCUAAGACUAUACAGAUCCUCAUCGGAAUGAGGUGUCUUCAAGCGGUCGGGUCAAGUGCAGUGAUGGCAAUCGGUGCUGCGACGCUAGCCGAUAUUUACGACCAAGCCGAGCGCGGGACCAUGAUGGGCAUCUACUAUGCCGCACCGCUCCUGGGACCCUCCCUUGGGCCUAUCCUCGGCGGCGUGCUCACGCAGUUCUUAUCCUGGCGUGCGACGUUCUGGUUCUUAGCCAUCUUCAUGGGCUGCUGCCUCGUCGCCUUUCUGUUCUUCUUCCGCGACACGUUCCGCAUGGAGCGGAGCUUGUUGUAUCAGACAGUACUGAAAAGCGUCAAGGAACAUCAGCACGAGAAGGAGCUUAUCGCAUCAAGGCGGUCGAGCAUGGCGACGCUGCGCUCAGGGAAGAGCAUGCCUGCACCUGACCUCGAAGCUGCUGAAGAGCAAAAGGAGAAGGAAGUUGUGACCGCUCCUGCCGCACCGGCCCACGAGGUCAAGCUUUCUCUCAAAGAUGUGAAUCCAUUCCCGCCUCUUGUCCUCAUACUGCGGCGAUGGAACAACCUUGCUAUCCUCUCCGCGUCUGGCUUCAUUUCCGGGUUUAGCAACUGCAUCUCGUACACCUGUGUACUGACGCUCGAAGAGAAAUACAACUACGACGCCUUGAAGACCGGACUUGUCCUCCUCUCAUAUGGCGUCGGCUGCAUCUCCGGCAGCAUCCUGGGCGGCCGCUGGUCCGACCACGUCCUCAGAAAACUCAAAGCACAGGGCUUACACACCGUCCCCGAGAUGCGUCUCCAAAGCACGAAAGCUGUCAUGCUGUUCCUGCCCCUCCCCGUCAUCGCCUACGCCUGGCUCGCCGAAAAUCACACGCACAUCGCCUCGAUCUGCGUCGCGCUCUUCUUCUCCGGCUUUUUCACCAUCUGGAUCUACUCGAGCACCCUCUCCUACGUCGUAGACGCCAACGUCGGCCGCUCCUCCUCCGCCGUCGCAGCCAACAGCUGCGUGCGCGGCCUCUUCGCUUUCACCUUCGCCGAAGUCGCCGUCCCUCUCCAGAACAAGAUCGGCGACGGCGGGCUCUACAGCCUCUGGACGGGCCUCCUCAUCAUCUGUGAGUUGCUCAUCCUCCUCGUGUUGUACAAGGGCGGGCACUGGCGCGAACAGGCCGAGGCGCGCGAGGCGAGGAACUCCUGA